Messenger RNA from Theobroma umbraticum, 1482 nucleotides. RefSeq names its product Homeodomain-like superfamily protein. NCBI's taxonomy places the organism in Eukaryota, Viridiplantae, Streptophyta, Magnoliopsida, Malvales, Malvaceae. The record is from RefSeq and is a predicted model, not a curated record.
ACUCUCACUGUCACGUGCGUUUUCGAAUUAAAAAAAAUAUUGGAAAAAAAAUUAUCAAAUCCUUCGAUUUUUAUGGCCCUGGAGCAGUUAAGCUUGGCUGCCACUCCAGACCCAGUUGACGGCCAAACAGACGCCGUCAACGCCGCCACUAACGGCGUCGAAUCCCGUCCAGCGUCUGUUGAUGGCGGUGAUGACGUCAGUAAAGCUCCCAGGCUUCCUCGAUGGACGAGGCAGGAAAUUCUCGUACUCAUACAAGGGAAAAGAGUCGCCGAGAACCGAGUCCGGCGUGGACGGGCCGCGGGCCUGGCUUUCGGUUCGGGACAAGUGGAACCCAAGUGGGCCUCGGUUUCUUCUUACUGUAAGAGGCACGGCGUGAACCGGGGACCGGUGCAGUGUCGGAAAAGGUGGAGCAAUUUGGCGGGUGAUUUUAAGAAGAUCAAGGAAUGGGAAAAUAACAUAAAGGAAGAAACUGAGUCAUUUUGGGUUAUGAGGAACGAUUUAAGGAGGGAGAGGAAGUUGCCGGGGUUCUUCGAUAAAGAAGUUUAUGAUAUUCUCGACGGCGGCGCCACAGGAGUCCCGGGUUCGGCCACGGCUCCCGGUUUGGCUCUGGCUUUAGCUCCAACUCCCGUGGUGCAGGACGUGGCGGAGGAUGUCGAGGCUGUUUUUGAUAGUGGAAGGAGCGCGGCAGCAGAGGAUGGUCUUUUUUCGGACUUUGAGCAGGAUGAUGCUGCUGGGAGCCCGGAAAAGGUAGAGCCGGCGGUAGCAGCUGCUGCUGGAAAGGCGGUUCCAGCUCCUAUGCCUAUUUCAGAGAAGCAGUACCAGCCACAGCCAGCUGUUCGAGGGAAUCAGAGUCAAGGUACAACAAAUGAGAAACCUCCAAAUUCAAGCUCGAAUCCCGAGAUAGGUUCUGCCUCUCUAGAAGCGAGGAAGAGGAAAAGGAUGGGAGUGGAUGGAGAUGAGGAAAUGAGCAGUAUGCAGUAUCACCUGAUCGACGUCUUGGAAAAGAAUGGUAAAAUGCUGGUGGCUCAACUGGAAGCUCAAAACACCAACUUCCAACAGGAUAGGGAGCAACGGAAAGACCAUGCUGAUAACUUAGUUGCUGUUCUUAACAAGCUUGCAGACGCUCUAGGGAGAAUAGCUGAUAAGUUAUAGCUGGGGGCAGUCAGAAUACGUUGUACAUAGACAAGUACUGCUCGAUAGAUGGUAGCUCACGUUUGAAGAAUUUAUGAAUCAAAUCUUGAUCAGGAAGAUACUUUCUUAUAUGCAUUUUUCGUUUUAUUUUUACCCUACAUAUUCUUAUUUACUUUCUACCAUACACCCAUAAAUAAGUUGAGAAUUUUGAGGUCCAUCCAACAUUUUCUACUUCUUUUCUGUUAUACAUCUCUUUCUCCCAGUGAGAUUAUAUGAAUUUUUUCCCUUCUACUAUUAUUGUACAGGCUAUUAUUUAUUUACAGAGCAACAUGAACUAGUCAUAUUACUUUC